AUGAAGGAAUUUCCGCGCAAGUUUCUCAGUCUUCGUGACAAGAACAAUCCGCAUCAACGAAGCAAAUCAGCUCCGCCUGGGGGCAAGCCUCGUACAUCAACCUCUGAGACUUUUCGGUCACUCUGGAAAAACAACAAUCAAAGCAAAAAUGGCCAAGCGAAGGAAGAGCCUGCAGCUGACAAGAUCAAGGAGAUACAAGAUAGGCUUGAAGAAGCCGGAGCGACAUACAUAACUCCCGAUCAUAUAAAGGCCAUCCUGGCCACGAGAUUCGCCGACGGAGACGUAGACAAAACGGUCGAAUUCAUUCAAAUAGAGCAAAAGGCGUACAAUGGAACAAUCGUUCCCUACGAUCCUCGUGUUGAAAUGGUAGGCGCUGAGAACCGAGGAAAUGUUACCUGCUAUCUUGAUUCCCUACUUUUCGCCAUGUUCGCCAAGAUGGACGCAUUCGAGUGUGUUUUAAAAAACAAUUUUCCUCCGGAAGAUAGCAGGCAUAAACUUGUCAACCUUCUUCGAAUCUGGGUGAACAUGCUACGUUCUGGGAAGCUCAUUCGGACAGAUAUGAUGCAAAUCAUACAAGAAUCACUGGCAGAGUGUGGUUGGUCAGACGCCAGAGAGCUUGAACAGCAGGAUACCUCCGAAGCAUUUGCAUUCAUCACAGAAACACUCCAGCUUCCUCUCCUUUCAUUACAGGUGGAUUUAUUUCACCAUGGAAGGAGGGAUGAUGACGAUCACAAAGUCGUUUUUGAGCGACUGCUCAAUCUAGCCAUCCCUCCUGACACUGACGGGCGCGGCAUCAGACUCGAGGACUGUUUGGAAGAGUACUUCAAUGCCAGGGUGGAUGUCCUAAGAGACAGCGAAGAAGCGAAGAAGUCAGGGUUGGAAGAAAAGACUGAAGGUGGGAUGGUUAUCAACCGGAAUACAAUCCGCGUUACGACCGAUGAUGGUACAUCGUCAACUGUUGUGGUGUCAUCCCCAGUCUCUAUAACCCCACCAACUCUACCCGAGACAUCGACCCAACAGAGCUUAGGAAACGAGGAAACGAUUACGUUGCAACGCGUUGAGUCAGUAAGAGAGUCAGCCAGAGAAGGCGGCCCGGUGCAGGGGCAAUUGUCAAACCGACAGCGGUCAACAAGCGUUAUUCAAAACGUCCUCCUUAACAAUUCGGGCCCACCAACAACGACUGACGAUCCCACGUUCUUACAGCGGGCCAAGAGCAAAGGCUCGACUGUGAUCAAAGCAGUCACUAUUCCAGCUUGGCAAUUUUUCCGGCUUAUUCCGUGGCAUGCUGUGACCAGUAGCGAGCCAAAGAACGAUAUUGAGGUUGCCAUGAACUUUGACCAACGGCCAGUUGUCGGAAUUUGUCUCAAACGAUACACCAUGACGGAAUCCGGGGAGCCAAAGAGGCACAACACCUAUAUUGACAUCCCGGAUAGUCUCCGCCUGCCACAUUUUAUGCUCGCAGACAGUUCCUCUGACAAGGACGGCGACUCGGUCCCAGCAUUGGAGACUGACUACAAGCUGGUGCUCCAAUCUGUCAUUUGUCAUCGUGGAGAAUCUGUACAAAGCGGCCAUUACAUUUCCUUCGCCCGGGUGGCUCCUAAACUACUCACAGACAAUAGGAGGCACGACGUCGAUCCGCCCCCUGAUUACGAAGAGGCCGUUUGGGUCCGAUUUGACGAUCUGGAUUUGGCCCAUCGUGUCAACUAUGUGGGUGACAUCAAAGAAGCAUUGAAGACAGAGAUGCCCUAUCUUCUCUUCUACCAGGUUGUUCCCAUGGCGGAUAGUCCCUCCACGGUGAACACUGAACCCGAGCCACCAUCUUACGAGGACUUCAAAGCAAGUAUUGAGCUCUCGAGGCCACCUUCAACUGUUUACUCCGGUGAGACUGCGGUAAAAUCUCAAUCGGAGCUCCUGCCUGAAACCACCAUCAUCGAAGGAGUACCAAAUCAUUUACCUAGCGAGCCUCCUAGUGUACGCCUCUCCACCGAAGACACUCAAUUUCGAGAGAGCACCGACGCCACAGACACUACGUAUACCACGAGACCAAAUUCUUACUCAGAUACAACAGAAAACGAGUCUCGCCGCCCCAGCAUGAACCUUACCGAGUCCACAGCGGUCACGCCUGCAAUCACCCCUGACCGCCUCAACUCACCCUUGUUGAACCCUGUCGAUGAAUCUACAGCGUCUAGGCUGUCACGUGCGGCAGCCAGAUUCGCUUCAAAGGGAGGGAAAAGUCGGUCAGGGAGUCAAACGGGGGGGAAUCGCGUCAGUAAAAUGAGCCGUGUGGCUGGAUUGAUGAUGCGACCCAGCAAGGAGCCAAUUGGGGAGCCCACCGCGCUUGAUAUUGCGGCAACGGAUUCCAACGAGCGAAUCAGCUCCGAGAAUAAUGCCCAGGGUACCGACGUACCUUCUGACAACGAGAAACCGCAUCGCCAUUCCCAUAACCACAAGCAUGGGCAUAGACACUCGAGAUGGAAAGAGUCAGACAAGGGUCAUAAAGCAAAGAGUGGCGAACAACCUGAACGAGAAUGUUCAGUGAUGUGA
Clonostachys solani is the source of this 2544-nucleotide messenger RNA. The record is from the annotation of a GenBank genome assembly. NCBI's taxonomy places the organism in Eukaryota, Fungi, Ascomycota, Sordariomycetes, Hypocreales, Bionectriaceae.